CUUGGAUUUAGUAUACGACGCCCCCUUCCAUUGGAUACACCACAUGGACACCACAUCCGCCGUCGCUGCCGCCGUAGUCCCCGCCGCGGCAGACUCGCUGCCUAAUGAGACUCUAUAUGUACGUAACCUAGACGACAAGAUCAAGGAGCCUCGCAUGAAGGAGAGCCUCUACGGUCUAUUCUCCGCGCACGGCAAGGUGCUGCAAGUGCUGGUGAUGAAGGCGCACCGAUUGCGCGGCCAAGCGUGGGUCACAUUUGAGGACGUGGCGGCGUCCAGCACGGCGUUGCGGGCAUUGGACGGCACGAGCCACUUUGGGAAGGUCAUGAACGUCCAGUUCGCCAAGGAGAAGAACGACCUGAUCCGAUCGCAACAAGAGCCGAACUCAAAGCCCCGGGAGAAGCGAAAGUGGGAACAACAUGUAAAGGAAACGAAACCCACCAAAAAGACAGACAAGCCGACCCAGCCCAAGCCACAGCAGCAGCAGCACCACCACCAGUCCCAGGCACUGGUGCUUCCCCACAAGAUCCUAUUCCUGCAAGACGUGCCCGAAGCGUGCAACCAAGACGCCCUCAGUAUCCUCUUCAAGCAGUACCAUGGGUUCAAGGAAGUGCGCCUUGUGCCAGGGAAGAAGGGAUUGGCGUUUGUCGAGUUUUUGGACGAAGUCCAAGCGUCGAUUGCGCUGCAGGGGCUCAAUGGGUUCAAGUUGAGUGCGGACGAACGACUUAAGGUUAGCUUUGCCAAGAAGUAAACCCAUCAAUAGUUAUCAAGUGGUUGAUUGAGUUGUCAAGUGGAAUUUCAUGGUAACGAUACUAUUAUUAAUAC
Messenger RNA from Aphanomyces astaci, 822 nucleotides. RefSeq lists its product as hypothetical. NCBI's taxonomy places the organism in Eukaryota, Oomycota, Saprolegniomycetes, Saprolegniales, Verrucalvaceae. Gene Ontology annotation, molecular function: U1 snRNA binding. Gene Ontology annotation, biological process: mRNA splicing, via spliceosome. The record is from RefSeq and is a predicted model, not a curated record. Gene Ontology annotation, cellular component: U1 snRNP. The coding region runs from base 44 to 748 and encodes 234 amino acids. The transcript has a single exon.